Molecule: messenger RNA, 2655 nt
Organism: Spodoptera littoralis (African cotton leafworm)
Lineage: Eukaryota; Metazoa; Arthropoda; Insecta; Lepidoptera; Noctuidae
Source: the annotation of a GenBank genome assembly
GGGUAAACUACACCGAAACACUCAAAUUGGUAACGAAACGAAUUCGCUAACAAAACAGCUCUUCUUUAAACGUAAUUUAGACAAAAAAUCCCGAAUAAAAACUCCAAGAAACUUAAAUACAAGAUAACCUAUUUAAAUCAUAUCGAAAAAAAUAAGUAUGCUUGAUGAUAACCUCUUGGUUGACCCAUCUAUAUCAGUUGCGCGUCGGAACUUCACGAGCGCGGUCGCGUCCGUAGUACCAAAAAAAUACACUUCGGAAAAUAAUGUUCUAACAACAACCGCGAUAAAAAUGGAACACCAAACUCUAGAUAAAACGAUGUCUACAUCACCAAUGUUGCCGAAAGAGGGUGGGGAUGAUAAAAUGGUGAUUAUAACCCCUAGUAACGGGGUGGGGAAGAUUUUAAUUCGGGAGGACACUAUUUUGGCCAAUUUACACGGAUGUGCAGGGUGUGGGAAAAGUCAAUUUACGUGUGGGGGAGUUAAAAAUCAGUGGUCGGUGUUAUGUUGGGGAAAACAAUCGGAAAAGAAGUAUUAUUGCUUAUUGCUCCUGAUUUCUACAACAUUUGUUCUAAGUAUGAUUGGAACGAUAUUUUUUUGUUUCACGAAUACUAUCAACGACGCCAUACUAUCAAGCAUGGUGAUUCGGAAUAACUCCUUAGCGUUCAAAAUAUGGAAGCGGCCAGAUGUACAGCCUCAUAUGAAGGUGCAUAUCUUCAAUUAUACAAACUGGGAGAGAGUGAAAGACGGACUGGAUGAGAAAUUGCACGUGGAAGAAGUUGGACCAUACGUUUACUCACAACAGUUGGAAAGAGUAAAUAUACAGUUUAAUGGCGAUAAGCUAAGCUUUCAAGAAAGGAAUCACUUCCAGUUUUUAGCUGACAAGAGCAAUGGAGCUCACUUCGAUCGUGUUGUAGUGCCCAAUCUUCCUUUGUUGGGAGUGAUUUCGAAAGCAUUAAGUAUGAACCUGAACAGUCUUGGACAAUUGACUUUGAGCUCCGCCAUGACUUGGGCAAAUCAUCCGAACGCCUUCGCCGAAUUACCAGUACACCGAUUCCUAUGGGGCUAUGAUGACAGUAUCAUCGAUACAGCUAAACCCUUCCUGAGUCUCGGAGGGCAACUGAAAUUUGAGAAGUUUGGAUUGCUUGUGACGAAAAACGGCACAGUCUCUGAAAGAUUCACUAUCAAUACUGGAGAAUAUGACAAGGACAAGAUGAACAUCAUCGAACAGUUUGAUGGAAACGACCAUCUUACCUUCUGGGGCAGUCCGGAGUGCAACAGCAUAAAGGCAUCUGAUGGGUCUAUAUUCCCACCGUCACAGCUGGACAAGACCACCACUCUCCACGUCUUCUACCCCAACCUAUGCCGAAGACUGCCUUUUCAAUAUGAGAAGACUAUCGAGAUAGUAGACGGAAUUGAGCUGUACCGGUACAGAAUGCCUAUGAACGUCUUCGAUGAUCCUGGUCACAACCCUGAGAACCAAUGUUACUGUGAGAUUGACACUGCGACCUGCCCACCACGAGGAAUCAUCAACGUCACUGAUUGUACCAUGGUAAAAAACAAGGUUCUCCGCCUCCCCGGAGAUCGUGCGGUAUCCGCAGAUCAUUCGGAUCGCCCCAUGCCGAAGAGGGGGCGACCAUCAUUAGAAAGAGACUUUUCUCUGUAUAUUUACUUGAGAGCCCCAGCUUUGGUGUCGUUCCCCCAUUUCUACUUGGCUGACCCUAAACUUCGUGAGGAUAUACUUGGACUAAAACCUGACCCUUUGAAACACGACUCCUUUAUCGACCUGCAUCCUACUUUAGGAAUAGCUCUCAGUGGAAAAUCUAGUUUACAAAUCAAUAUUCAAGUGAGAAAAAGUGACAUGUUCUCUGCUGUCAAAUUCCUUCCUAAUGGACUUAUAUUACCUGUGGCUUGGAUUGAAAUGAUGAUAGCUAGUGCUGCCGAUAAACAAAUUUUUUUAUGGCUUGAGCCGGUGAACGAGCUGACAAAUCACCUGAGGGUAAGCAAUCAGCAUCGCCCAUGGACACCUGGAAUACCAGAGGCAGCGUUGAAGAGUUACCGGAAGGCCUCAGAUCCCUGGUCUACCACGGCACCUACUCUACAGCCGCAGCCCAACUUGGAUUAACAGUGAUUUGUGUCAUAGCAUUCAUUAGCUCCGGAGUCUGCUUACUCUGCACGUUCACUCGACGAAAACAAAAACCCUGCGCCACAUUAAAAGUUAAAAUACCGACAGAACUUGAAUUAAAAAACCAAAUGUCGUGAAAUAGUUAAUAAUCUGUUAAAAUGUGUUCUAGCCAUACAUUUUUCUAGUGGGGGCUACUGUGUUUUCGCUCACUAAAUGGUAAUGUGGCUCUCUCGUUUUUCAUCCAAUAGGGAAUUAGCUAUUGUCACAAGGAUGAACGUUCGAUAUUUGACAGCUGCAAUGGACACAGUCCUUUGUUUAGAUCUGCGCCAUCUAGUGAGCGGAAAACGGUAACCCCCAUUACAACAUUAAUUAAACCAAAGACAGAAGAAGCCAUUUUAGUUUUUCACAAAAUGGCGGGAUUUUUUGGCGGUAUAAGUGUGAUUCCCGACACUAGCAAUGGCCAGAUAAUACAUAAAAUAUGUUUUGUAGUAUGUUAGGUGAGACGAAAUUACUUACCUUAGAAGUAAUCCAAU